AUGUCUCUUUUCGACUACUACUCGCAACACGAAGAAGGAGAGGCACAGAAGUACAAAGGGCUGAUGAUGUCGAUAUACAGCCGCAGGACUCGUCUAGUGGGGUACGACCCGAUAAAAGACGCCGUGGGGCCACAGCUGGAAAUUCUGGCGUCGUCGAAGGCCGCGCCGGAUCCUUCAAAAAACAUGAGCGCCGGCCAGCUGCGAGAGAAGGCUGCAGCCCGAAGGGCUUUUUAUCAUGCGAUCGAGGCCAAAGGCUUCGACAUCAGUGGGUUUGAUUCCGCAGGAUCUUCUAUGGACGGCGGGAUGCUGCCUGAGGGAAACGCCUUGUUAGGGCAAGAUAAGGACGUCUUGGAGACUGUGCUUCUGGCCAAGCGCAAAAUGCAAAGUCGGUUCCCUGAACGUCCUGACAUUGACGGAGCGAGGAAUCUCCUCUACAAGGUCCUCGAAGAUGACUUGUUUAUCGGCGCUACGCCAGCGAGCCGGGCAGCCAUCCACCGCACCCUGUCGGAAGUUGUAGAAGAGGGGGCGGCAAAGUAUUAUGAGCGUAGGGAAUGGGAGGGGCAGAAGACAGGUGAGACUCAUAUGGGUUUACUGACAGAGAAGGAUGAGUCGGAGCAAGAUGAUACGAAGGAGGACUUCAGGGAAGGGCGGGAAGGCCACUGGCGGCAGGCGCUUUAUCACUGGGAGCAGGCGCUGGAUAUUGAGAGCGACGCCGGCUUCGAUAAGUCAACGGAGGAGGUCGAGCGGGAAAGAGUACGAACAGAUAUGUUGAAUAACAAGGCUGCAGGGCUUCUUCUAUUCGAUUUUGACAGUAUUGCCUCCUUCGAACAGGGGCAAUCCCCACCAGCCGAACACAGGCAAUCCCUGCCAGAAAAGCAACGACGACGCCGGUAUGGGCGUUGCGUAGUGUUAUAG
This is a messenger RNA of Aspergillus lentulus, 915 nucleotides long. The record is from RefSeq and is a predicted model, not a curated record. NCBI's taxonomy places the organism in Eukaryota, Fungi, Ascomycota, Eurotiomycetes, Eurotiales, Aspergillaceae.